CAAAAAGCAAGAUGGAAGAACGUCGUCAAAGAUCGAAUGAGAAAGUCAAUGGAUAAUUAGAUUAUUAAACUAGGAAAAUGAUAUCACCAUAAACUGAUGUGAAUUUCAAAAAAGAAAAUUCAAAUCCUUUGGAUUAAAAUAGCAGCUUUUAUUCAUUAAAGGGUUAUGAAAGAUAAGCUCCCUAUAAAUCAAAUUAAUAUGAUUAGAAUCGUCAAACUGGAGAACCAUUAAAAAUAGGAUCUACAAAUAACCCAUACCUUUAGCAAUCUGUAUCCAAUAACAAUGAGUAAGAACAAGUGAAACCAUUUAUUCGAGCAUAUCAAGAAGGAGAUCAAAGAAAACCAUUAGAUUAAGUUAAUUACUAAUAACAAUAGCGAUAAUUGAAUGAAAGGGGGAUAAUUAGUCCUUAGGGGAAUCUAGAUAAUUAAAAAAGAGAUACAAUGGGAACUAGGACUCCUUUUGAUCCAAACGUAAAUUUGAGUUCCUAAACUCCACAAUCAAGAUAAGAUAAUUGCAGAAGAGAUGCCUAAUAAUCAGAAUAGAAACGAGAGUUCCAAUUACCUGAAUACAAAAGAAUGUAUCCAGAGGAUCAUCGGAUUCAUUAGAGACAGAUGAGUUCCUUUGACAUGAAGUAGAUGCCAAUUGAUCAAGGAGAUAGAACUAGAUAUGAAUAAGAAAGAAUAAAGACAGUAGGAGGAUAAUAAGAGUAGCCUGAAGGAAUGGACAGAUUAAUAAGACCAGCUGAUUAUGUGAGGAAAUCAAACAAUAAUGAUUUUUAUGAAUAAGAUAAAAGAGUUUUGGAGAGAAGAGAAUAAUUUUAAAGAGAAUAGGGUCUUUAUGAUUAAAGAAAUUCUGCGAAAUCUUAGGAGUACUCUUAGAGACAAUAAAUUUAAAAUAAAAGACCUUAGGAAGUGUCGAAAACUCCAAUUGAAGGAAGGGUUAGUUAAAAAAGAGGCUUUGAUGAUCAAAUAAAAUACGAUGGAAAAUUUAAUUAAUCAUAAUACCCAUACCCUGAAAGCAGGAAUUAAUAAUAAUAGUUCUAUGAUAUGCAACCUCCCUUAGAGGAUCAAAGAAGAAUGCUCAACCCUUAUGAUGAGAAAAGAUAUGCAAAUCCAUAUGAAAAUAGACCCUAAAUUUAAGAUUAGAGACCCCAUUUUGAAAGAAAACCAGAUCGACCUGAAUAUGAAAGAAGACCAGAUCGACCUGAAUUUGAAAACAGAUCUCCUUUUUAAGCAAGAUUUGGCCCAGAAGGUAGACCUGAAGUUGAUUAAAGAGUGCCCCCAGAGUAUCGAAAUUAGUAAGGGUACAAUUAUGAAAGAUUUUAAUAACAUGGAUUUAGGUAAGGUAUGGAAGAAAAAUAUCAAAAUGAAGUUAGAUAACCAUAAAAAACUUAGUUUCAAGAAAUACCAGCUUGCAAUGGUCCAGAUAGAUUUUAAGAAGCAAGAUAUGGGAUGAAUUAUAGAAAAUAUCCAGAUGGCCGAUUUAUUUAGGAUGGAUAAAUAGAAAGGAGAGUUUUGUUAGAAGGAAGUUUUGGAGUAAUGGAAGGAAGACCUGAAUUACAAUAAGGAAGGCCUGAAUUACCAUAAAGAAGACCUGAAUUACCAUAAGGAAGACCAGGAUUGAUGGAAGAAAGAUACAUGGAGGGAAGAUAAUAGUAAAUAGAGGGUAGAGGGGGAUUAAAUAGGACAUAUGGAGAAGAACUCUAUUAAGGUGCAUCAAUUGAAGGAAGAAAUGGAUUCGAUGUACCCAGAGAAUAGUUUGGUAUGAGGCCUCCCAUUUAAAACAGACCCUAUGAGGAAAGAGGAAAUAUUGAAUAAAGGGUUCAUAUUGAGACUAAAAAUUAAUAUUAAAGAGAAUUUGAUGAUAAGUUUGGUGAUAGAUAUUUUUUAUAAAAACAUACACAAUAUUAAGACAUCAUGGGAAGAAAAGACUUUGAUAGGUCUGAUUAUGGAAAUUUGAGAGAAGAAUUAGAUAGAAGGAAUAAUUUUGGUAGACCGGUAAUGGAGACUAAUAUGUCAGAAUUAGGAAAAAGAAGAGAGUUUGAUGGUAUGACAAGACCAGGAACCAAUUUUGGAAGGACUAAUGAUGUAGGUUAGAAACCAGAAGAGAGGUAUUUAAGAAGAGAAUAUCAGGAUUAAGGAUAGAGAUUAAGUUAUCAUGAUGACACUUCAGUAAUUGAUAGAUUGGGAUUGGAGAAAGGAACUAAUAGAAAAAUCAUAGGUAACUAAGCUGCAGAAAAUAUGUUAAGAGGAGGACAACAAAUGAACAGAUAAUAUGAUAGAGAGAGAGGAUUCAAUAGAUUAGGAAUGGGAGAAAGAGUGGGUAGUUUUAAUAAUAAUAAUAAAAUGGGUUAUUAAAGAACAGCAGUUCAAGAUAGAGAAGAGUAUUAAGCUUAUGUUAGAUCCAAACUUUUGCUUAAGCCAGCAUUAGAUAAUGAUAUUAAUGACUUAUAGAGAAUGAAAUCCCAAGAUCAGGGAUUCCAAAAAUGUACUUAUAUUUAUAUCAUUUUUAGUGCAAAGUCCUAAGGGAUAGAUAGAUACUCGGAUAGGAGGUUAUGAUAUUUAGAGAAGAGAAGGAAGGAUUUGA
Molecule: messenger RNA, 2586 nt
Organism: Paramecium octaurelia
Lineage: Eukaryota; Ciliophora; Oligohymenophorea; Peniculida; Parameciidae
Source: the annotation of a GenBank genome assembly